AGCGCCGAACGCUCAGCUGCCGCGUCAUUUAGCCACCAACGAGCCCUCGCCGAACCGCGCUUAUACACCUUCCCUACCAUAUAAUAUCUGGUGACUCCUAUACCUGUCCACAAGCGCCGCGCUAAACGGACAACGAUGUUGCUGCCGUCCGCAAUGCCGUGCGACUCGUCGCGAACACGGCCCUUGACGCGCCUUCAGUCGGCGCUCUUCGCCUCGCCGCCCGCAAGUCCUCCGCAACCCUCGACCCAGACGGCCAUUGGAAACAUCUUUUCGACAUGUCGCACCUUGCAAUCUCUUCUGGCCAGCCCCACGUCGCCUUCCAUUGCGGGCGCCGAUCCCACCACACCGCCGAAAUCGUCGCCCGCGCAACUGCCCAGUCCACCACUGGCGCACGCCAAACUGCGCCUGCGCACGCGAAAGCCGGACCCCGCAGCGGGCGACCAUGGUCCCGCGAGGAAGCGCAUCGUCAAGCGCACCGCGGCAGUCGCGCAGCCGCCGAGGGGACCCAACAAGCGCCGGCGCGCCGACGACGACGAUGACGACCCCACGGAGCGGUACAGCGAAAAUGACAGCGAUGCGGAACAACACGAGCCUCUCCACAACCCCAUCGAUGGGCGAAACAAAGAAAACGAGCUUCUCUCGAAUCCCCGCACCCCGAAACGUUCGCGCAUCGCUCCCGAGGUGCUCCCGCUCGGUCUCGAGCGAUCAGACUUUCACAGCCUCCAUUCGUCCUCGGUGCUUUCCAACGACUCGUCCGCAGACGGCCCGAGCGACUACUCCAAGGAGGGCACAGACGUGGUGGUCGAAGCCGACGGCGAGACGUGGAGCACAGAAGAGGACCGCAUCCUGGUCGAGCUGGUGCUGGAGAAGCUCAAGCUGACCAAGACCGACUGGCAAGACUGCGCGCGCAGUCUGGGCAAGAACCGCGGAAGCGUCGGGAGGAGGUGGAGGAGCCUCAUGAUCAACGGAGAGGUCGGUUUACGGCGGACGAGGAUACACGGGACCUGGAGGUGACGUGGCCUGGUUGGCAGUCUCUCAAUAUGCUGCUUCUCUUCUUCGACAACGCUGUAUUACUGUUGAUUGUAUUAUUAUACCGGCCUCGGGCUACAUAGCGGGAGAUGGGCUGGCGUUUCGUCCUCCGGGUGGAGCGACUGGGUGGCAUGGUACAUUUAGGGGAACAGCCUUCGAGUUUGAAUAGGAGGUGACUCACAAGGGCUUGAGCCAGUUAUC
Messenger RNA from Thermothielavioides terrestris NRRL 8126, 1230 nucleotides. RefSeq lists its product as uncharacterized. Bases 154 to 1014 code for a protein of 286 amino acids. Lineage: Eukaryota; Fungi; Ascomycota; Sordariomycetes; Sordariales; Chaetomiaceae. The record is from RefSeq and is a predicted model, not a curated record. The transcript has a single exon.